CUCUUCCUGUGCUUUCCUCUUGGCUUGGGUGGGAAGUAGCAGCAGCAGCAGCCUCUCGGGCUGCAUCUAAAACUCGGGCGCCUGGGGGGCUGCGGGAGGAUCCGGAGUCUGCAGCCGGCGAGAGGUGCAAAGCACACGAAGACAUUUCCAGCUCCUGUAUCUUGCCCUGAAGAGCCUGAAGGCUCUGCUUGGAUUGGGCCAUUCGCCUUGCGACACCAACAGAACAGCAUUAUCCUCCUGCCAGAUGAUUUCCCAGCUCUGCUGUGGACUUAAGCUUCCAUUUCGUGGCUAGUUUUACCAGAAUACCUGCUCCGAGGAGUUGGGGGUGGGCAGGCACCCCCACCCACCCCCAACUGGAGCCUGCCGACAAGCCCCCUUCUCCCUGCAAGUCUGUCUGCUCCCCUCCUUUACCUCUGCUUUUGCCUUUGGGGAGAGGCAAGAGGGUAUCAAUCGGGUGGCCAGAUUUGGCCCACAGGCCUCGCCUUGCCUACCUCCGACGCGAGACAGGAAUUUCCCUUGUGGGUUGACACAAUAUGGCUACGGGGAGAGGGGAAACGGCUGCCCUCCACCUGCAGUUCCAGGGUGCUCCAGAACCAGGAAUGCAGCCAGCGAUGAAAAUGGAGGCGCAAGACCCAUCUGGUCACGAACUAGGGGGAGGGGCAGCUUCCCGCUUCCUUCCGGUUGGCUCCAUGCGGGAGUUUUUGGCCGGGGAAGCUCCUCAGCAGGUGAAGCAGGAGCCGGACGAGGGUCUGCAGCAGCACUGGGAGGCCCAGAGGCAGGAGUUCUCCAAGGCAGUGCCCUAUCCCCAGCCAGGGUGGCGGAAUCCACCACUGCACAAGCCCUUGCAGUGGGACACCAAUUCAUUCCAGACCUCCUAUGAGGCAGCUGCCAACCCGAGCCAGUGGCCCCCCGGAGGGUGGGUAGCCCAGAGCCUGCCGGGCCUCAGCCGGGAAGCCCAGCCAGUCUACGGCGGCUCAGGGCACCGAGACCGAAGGGGCUAUGGGAGUGUGAAGGAGGAGACCCCUGGUGAUGACACAGUCAGCAUGGAGGUGCGGCGCCAGCGCUUCCGACGCCAUCGCUACCAGGAGGCCGAGGGGCCCCGGGAAGUCUGCCGGCAGCUGCAGGAGCUCUGCCACCAGUGGCUGAGGCCCGAGAGGCACAGCAAGGAGCAGAUCCUGGAGGCCGUGGUCAUGGAGCAGUUCCUGACAGUCCUGCCCCAGGAAAUCCAGAACUGGGUCCGGGAGCACAGUCCAGAAACCUGCGCCCAAGCAGUCGCCUUGUCGGAAGACUUCCUGAUGAGGCAGCGAGAAGCCCAGAGAAAAGAGCAGCAGGCUCUGUGGACGUUUGAUGAGGUGGUGGUGAACACCCCCAUGCCGCAGCAAUACCCCUCUGUGGCGCAACAGGUACACUACCCUACAGUGGCGCUGCCAAUGCAGUACCCGCCCCUGGCCCAGCCGGUGGCGUUCCCUGCCAUUGGACCACAGGCUCCGAAUCCUGUUGUGCCAGAGAGAGCACCGCCCAAUGCCGGGAGAACGCUGAUCUGCCGGGAACCUGUGCCUGAGGGAGGCAGGAGUCUCAGGCCGUAUGGCCCCAUUCAAGAAUUCCGGAGGCCCCUCACAAACGCGGAGCGGAUGCGGAACCGGCGGAUGCGGAACCGGAAGCAGCGCCUUGAGACCAGCAUGCAGCUGGUGGAGUCAGCUUCAAGGGCCCCUUCCAUGCUUUUGGAUGCCAUGCGCGGCUUGCACCGCCAGGACCUGAAGGCCUUUGACAGGGCCAGGCAAGAGGAGAGGCAGCACAGGAAGCAGGAGAGGCGCCAGGACAGGGCCACGGCUCAGCUGAUGGUCAACGCCAUUGAGCGCUCCCACAAUGACCUGGGCGAGUUCCUGGGGAGGCAAACGGCCACCAUGGCAGCCAUCGCGGCAGUCUUCGCCGGCCAGAGGUCUCCGUCGCAAGGAGCGUCCCUUGGCUACAGCUCGUACCAGGGGAACAGCAACCCACCUUGGGGCCCGCCGGAGGCUGGGACCCCUCUACCGCCCGGUCACGUGCCCGGCAUGCCUUCAGAGCCUGUGGCAGGCCCAGCCAUUCCGUGCCCGGUGCCUCCUCUGGCCACCCCAGGCGGCAUUUGCAACCCCAUCCCAGAACCCCCUCCUACGGACGGACCACGAGAGGAUGCCGCUCCAGACUCGCCCACGCCAUCCACUUCUGACACCGCGUCGCGUACGCUAGACACGCGGCCGAGCAGAGGGACGAAAAGGAAGAUGUGGGAAUGACAAGGGGCACCCUUCCCCUCUUGUAGUUUUCAUUUGGAUUUCGAUGGGAUUUUCUCAAUGGGCAGGGCUGCCAGAACCCUGCUCUUUUCUCAUCCACCUCCCACUUACCCUGGUUUUAACAGGACAGCCCGUCUAUCUAUGCAAAAAAAAAAAAAAAAAGGCAAAAAGCUGCAUGGUCAGGUUGCAUACUGGUAGCCAGUGAGAGCUGUAGGGUUCAGAGCCUGUGCCGUUCCAACAGAUAAAAGAGGUGAAUUUUGAUCCCGGAGACCUGGGUGAGUGGACCAGUGGACCCACUGAGGCAAGUCAAAUCUGCCUUUCUGUAAAAUGGGAAUAACCAGCCUACCUCGCAAAAGUGGUUACGGAGGGGUGCUUUGCAAAUGCAAGAGCCCCAUAAACACAUGCAAUGUUGACUUGGUUUUACUUAGCAAGUCAAUCUCUAUUGCUUAGAGAUUUUUUAAAAAUUGUAAGAGGUGGAGAAAUGCUAUUAAAUAUUAAAAUAAUAAUUUAAAGGAGGGCCAAGGGCAAGAGCUGUUCCAGUGAAGCAGUGUCUUGUGCCAAACCCUUCAAAGUGGCCCAGUCGAUACGGCAAUUUCUUAACAGCGUUUUAUUUAUUAUAUGAUAUUUAUUAUAAAAUGUUUUUUAAUACUCCUAUAAUAGCUGUCCGUAGUGGCUAAUCAAGCCACAAAGUUACAACAGUAUUUAUUAUGAAAUGAUGUACCCAUAAUUCAAAAAGAGAGUAUUUUAAACCAGAAGCCAACAAAAGAUUUUAAAAAGAGAGCGGUGCAGCAGAGAACAUUGUACAAUCUCUAUUGGGCUUGUCAUCGGUGCUAUCCCACGAGGAAAAUCAGCAUUAUACCCAUUUUACAGAUGGGAAAAACUGAAGCUAAGCAUAAGUAGUGAGGUAUUUUUUGUUGUUCCAAGCUCUAAUACUUUAAUUGUUGUCGUGAAAAGCGACAUGCUGGGUGGAGCCGCUACACCAGCUUCCCUGCAAGGUGGGUUGCUGCUGCUUACUGGGAGAAGGUGGAGAGAAAGAAGGCAAUGAAGUUGAUGUGCUGCAAAUGCACCAGUGAAGCCCAUUGGGUGCUUCUGCUGGUGCUUUUGCACCACACUGACCUCUCCACCUCACUUUUAACUGAUCCUCCUGCUUGAGCUGCAGCCAUUAGCUCAGGGCUGGGGGAACUUUUGGACCUCCCCCCAGAUGUGGCUAGAUUAGGGCUCCUCCAUUGUCUUCCGAGACGGACGGAUGCCAAUCAACAACAGCACCCAGGCCAGUUUCCCCUCCUUUUUUUUUGCAAUUCUAGAUUCAAGCGCAGCUCGGUUUUUCCUAAGCCAGGCUGGCUUCCUCACCGAAAUGUACCGAAUAUGUCAAAACCAGCCUUUCCUUCACCAGAAGCAGCAACAUCUUUUUUGAGACAAUCUGUCUUUUAAGAACCCCGGAGGUUUCCCCCCUCCCUAAGACUGGCACUCGAGACUUGGCAUUUUGGAGCCCUCCUGGACCACGCUGUUCAGUUUUGAUGUAUUUUUUAAAAUAAGUACUGUUUUUAAAUGAACUCUGUUAACCUGUCCAGCUUGCAAAAUGUGUAUUUAUUUGUAAAUGUAUUCUGAGCUUUUUAAGUGGGAAGGAAUAAAGGAAUGGUGCGGUGGAGAGUCGGGGCAAGCUUUGAGGGUGGGAUCGCCGGGGUUGGGUUUGGCAAAAGAUUAAGAGCAGGAGUAGGAAACCUCAAGGCCUCUGGAUGUUGCUGGACUCCAGCUCCCAUCAUCUUUGAGCGUAGGUUGUGCUGCCUGGGGCUGAUGGGAACUGGAGUCCAGCAACACCUGGAGGGCAGUGGGAUCCCCAUCUCCAAAGCUGUUUUCCAUUUACGCUAAAAGCCACAAAUCUUUUCAGCUUCAAAAUGCAGAGAGGGGGAAAUCAGACAGUGAAAACAGUCCACAGGCAUGAGUUCUCUCCAUGUCAGAACACCCAUGUGCUGUUGGGUGAAAACAAAAAUUAUACAUCAAGUCUGGACCUCCUGAUGAUGUUGGACUCCAACUCCCAUCAUCCCUGAGCAAUUGGCACACUGCCUGGGGCUGAUGGGAGUUGAGUCCAGAAGCACCUGGACUCCAGCCCUGUUACGCAUCCUAAUGACACUCUCUGUCUACCUUUGAAACUUAGCAGGAGGUAACGCCAAAUGAGGUUGGAUGAGAGACCAGUUAUCAGCCAGAUCAUUCCCAGCCAUGCUGAACCCAGAAGGUGUCUAUCAUUUGGAGCAGAGGGGUUGCAGCUGGUCUUUGCUCCCCUUAAAGACUUCAAGAGCUGUGCCACUUCAGACUGCUCGUGUAACAAUAUGCUCCUCCAUGCACGCACACGUGCGCGCACACAUACACACACGUCCCUGCAUGUAGAAAAGUAGCUGGUGAGAAGGAAAGGCCUCCAGCCUAAAUCCCCGCCCCCCAAUAAAGAUGCUAGUUUUUCAUGUUUACCAUCCUCCUUCAACCUGAUGCCCUCCUGAUGAUGCCCAGAUCUCCAGGCUAGGGAAGAUUUAUUUAUAACAAUAUUUGUAUACUGUAGUUCCGUAAAAAAAAAAACCUACAAUAAUUAUCUUUAUGCAAUAAACAACCCCCCCCCCAAAGAAAUUUAAAAAGUAUUGAUUGCCAGCUAACUAUUACUGAAAAUGUAUGGUGGAGAUAGAGGAAAUUGUGGCCUGAAGUUGCCACGGGCCCAAUUCCCACUGAUGGGUUGGGGCUGGCUGGGGCUGAUGACAUCUGGAGAAGGUCCACAGGUUCCCUGAUCCUGCUGAAGAUGUGUAGCCCAGACACAGGCUUUCCCUCCUCAGCAAGAACCCAGCCUUUCCCCUCAAAAAGAGCAGCUGGUGAGGCUCAGCGGGAUAGGCCAAGCCUUGUUGUGUGCAAAUCUGCCAACUGCUAAUGCCUAGAGCAUUUCCCAUAAUCCCCUGCAGUGGUUCCCUGCCAGGCACUCAGGGUCUCCUUAGCUGUCUUCUCAGUGUGGAAGCCAGUUUGAGGACCGGCGUCCUGAGCGGGCAAUUUGUUUUGCUCGUUCAGGGCAAGGGUGGGGAAUCUUUGGCCCUCUUCCUGUUGCUGGGCUCCAGUUCCCAUAAGCCCCAGCCAGCAUGGCCAAUGGGCAGAGAUCAUAGUCCAAUAAGGUCUGGAGUACCACAGGUCCCCCAUCCCCGAUUCAGGAGAAAGCAACUUCCAAAGGGGCUCUGUAUCUAUAUUAGGAUUUAUUCAAAGCAACAGAGUUAGUUCUGGGCUAUUUGACUUCUCUCCCCCCCCAUCCACUCCCCUCUUUGAAAAACAAAAGCGUCAUUAACGCAGCAUUGUCAGUCUCCAAAGAUGCCCAGGGUCAUUUUAGCAGGCUUUCCAAAUGGGGAUUCUCAGAUGAAUUCCACCUCCCCCCCGCGUCACAAGUUUUGAAACUAUUCAAUAAAGUUUGUAAUUUUU
Molecule: messenger RNA, 5708 nt
Organism: Podarcis raffonei (Aeolian wall lizard)
Lineage: Eukaryota; Metazoa; Chordata; Lepidosauria; Squamata; Lacertidae
Product: zinc finger protein with KRAB and SCAN domains 1-like
Exons: 4
Coding region: 534-2270 (578 amino acids)
Source: RefSeq, a predicted model, not a curated record